This is a messenger RNA of Pocillopora verrucosa, 2858 nucleotides long. Its product is annotated as dnaJ homolog subfamily B member 11-like. Gene Ontology annotation, molecular function: misfolded protein binding. Gene Ontology annotation, biological process: protein maturation; protein folding. Gene Ontology annotation, cellular component: endoplasmic reticulum. The record is from RefSeq and is a predicted model, not a curated record. Lineage: Eukaryota; Metazoa; Cnidaria; Anthozoa; Scleractinia; Pocilloporidae.
UUUCCCUUCUGUCAGGUCAGCCGGCAAAAUGGCGGACUUACACGUGUAUUUUAUUUCAGCCCUCGUUUUAUCUUGCUGCAUACAAAUUUUAGCCGGGCGGGAUUUUUAUGCAAUCUUGGGCGUCUCGAGAGAUGCAAGCAAGAAUCAAAUCAAGCGGGCAUACAGAAAACUGGCGAUGAAGUGGCAUCCCGAUAAAAACAAGGAGGACCCUAAAGCACAAGAAAGAUUUCAGGAUCUGAGUAGUGCAUACGAGGUCCUAGCUGAUGAUGAGAAGAGGAAGGUUUAUGACAGGCAUGGAGAGGAAGGACUGAAAAAUAUGCAACAAGGAGGUGGUGAUGGUUUUGAUCCUUUUUCAAGCUUCUUUGGAGGGUUUGGUUUUCAUUUUGAAGGAUCACAACGUGGGGGUGAAAGGGAAGUCCCUCGUGGAAGUGAUAUUCACAUGGAUCUUCAUGUCACAUUGGAAGAGCUCUACUCUGGAAACUUUGUAGAGGUUUUACGCAUCAAACCAGUCACACAGACAGUUCCUGGCACAAGAAAGUGCAAUUGUCGGCAAGAGAUGAGAACAACACAGUUGGGUCCUGGAAGGUUUCAGAUGUCACCAGUGGAUAUCUGUGAUGAGUGUCCUGCUGUAACUUAUGUCACUAAAGAAAAAAUUUUAGAAGUUGAAGUGGAACCUGGAAUGAGAGACGGACAAGAAUAUCCUUUUGUUGCAGAGGGUGAGCCUCACAUUGAUGGUGAACCUGGUGAUUUGAAGUUUAUCAUAAGAGAACAAAGGCAUGAUAGAUUUCAGAGAAAAGGAGAUGAUCUUUACACAAAUGUGACUGUUGCUUUAAUUGAUGCAUUAAAUGGAUUUGAAAUGGAUAUUGACCAUCUGGAUGGUCACAAGGUGCACAUUGUGCGGGAGAAAAUCACAUGGCCAGGAGCACGCAUAAAAAAGAAAGAGGAGGGCAUGCCUAACUAUGAAAACAAUCACGAGAAAGGGGAUCUUUUUAUAACAUUUGAUGUUGAAUUUCCAAGAGGUGGCAUGUCAGAAAGUGAAAAAGAAGCUUUGAAGACCAUCUUGAAGCAACAAUCUCAACAGAAAGUUUAUAAUGGACUCUAACCAAUUGUUGAUAAAAUAAGAUUUUUCAAUAUAGGUAGUGUAACAUUGUAUUUUUCAAACUUUGCCUCCUUACAAAAGGCUUUUUAAAGUAUCACAAAAGGAUAAAAUGUUUCUUGAGCUUGCACUUUUUGAAUGAAAUAACUUGCUUGACGAAAUGAAAAAAAGUGCAGUUAUUUAAACCUUUACUGGGUGAUGUUUCCUAGUUGAGCUUGGGACAGAUGAUGUCUAGGACAUCUUUCUGUUCUUUGCAGAAAGGAACAGGGAAAAAGAAGAGAAGUCAAAUACUAACUCUCUGUUCCUUGUUGUCAGUAGGAGAUCUCCCUCUUUUUUUCAUUUAGAGAGAAGUUGGUGUUCUUUCCUGGUAACAUUCCUUAAUUUUGUUGAACAGAUAAGUUUGGUGCUCUUGUCACCUCUUUUGGGAUAAUGUUGAGAAAGCUGCAUUUCACCCCCUUUCUGGGAGGAGUGACAAGAGGGCACUGCUGUGGCCUGGGUUUGAAUCCCGGACUUGAUGUCAGGCUUAGGUUGAGUUUGUUGUUGGUUCUCAUGGCAGGGUUUUCCAGUUUCCCUCCCUCCACAAAACUAACAUUUCAAAUUCCUAUCGGACUUGGAAACAGUCAAAUAUCCACCACUAAAUUCCAUUAUUAUUAUUGUCAUUGUAAAAAUUAAAUACUUAGCCCAGGAUUAUACAGUCAUGAGAAUUCUGAUGUGGAAGAAUUGUUGGCUCUUUCCUUCUAACCCUCCCCAAGGCUGCAUGUUGUAAAGAAAAGUAUGAAUUUCUUUCUAUCUUGGUAAAUUAUCCAUACAAACAUUGAUUUACAGUUCCCAUGUCUUCAAAACACCCUAGCUAUGGGUAUUCCAUGGUUGCCACAGGUCAAAGAAAAGAUUAGGAAAAUGAAAUUUCUUCAAGAUCUGGGAAAGUCCAGGAAUUUCACUUUGAUUCAGGGGAAAUUUACAUAUUUGAAGGAAGUCAAGUGAAGUGAAAUUUCAAGUCGUCAAGAAGUUGCCUAUUCAUCUUCUCCUGAACCUUUUCCUGGUGAAACAUGGUGACACUUUCCUUUGUCAUGUUGAGGUUACUCGUGUAUGUUUUUGAGAACUAUUGACAUUUCCUGACAAUCUUGUCCUUUCCCUUUGUAAAGAAAGUUCAACUUGGUUUGUGAAUGUAAUCAUGCACAUGUGUUUCAAUUUUUCAUUGUUUUAACAUUUUCAAUUCCUCAGUAAGUGUUGCUUUGGUAGAUUUUUUUUAUAAUGUAAUUCAAUGACAAACUGAUGUUAGGUUUCCAACUGAAUCAGUCCACUUACCGUGUUACCCUAAAGAGCUAUCAAUGCAUGUACACUGUAUGUGACUUUAUGUACACUUUUUGUGACUUGCUGGAAACUUAGGUUUUCAGGCUGAGGGUUGAGGUUGUAGGACACUAUCAGAAGUCACUCGUGAAAUAGUUAAUAUGGAUGGUUAAAAAGGGAAAUUUUAUGUUUGUCUAAAGGAAAGUCAGGGAAUUCAAAAUCCAACAACUAUGUGGCAACUAUGGUAUUAUUUCAAAGAUAUGGAGAAGCACUGAAUUUUAUUGUUAUUACUGAUGUAAAUAAAGUCUUGUGUUAAAAAAAGGGUCAAGUAUAAUUUGCUUCUUUGCUGGCAUAGUUUCAUGGUAUUAAACCUUUACAUCCUAACAUCAAAAUGCAUCUUCUCCACACUCCUCUCUGUAUACUCCCUAAGGUGCUGACAAGGAGAAUUCAUUGAACAAUCAAGAUCUUCAUUAAA